This is a messenger RNA of Mercenaria mercenaria, 1530 nucleotides long. RefSeq names its product actin, cytoplasmic-like. The transcript is spliced from 2 exons. Lineage: Eukaryota; Metazoa; Mollusca; Bivalvia; Venerida; Veneridae. The coding region runs from base 140 to 1279 and encodes 379 amino acids. The record is from RefSeq and is a predicted model, not a curated record.
UUUUGAAGUGACAAAUGCAUUUUCCUAGUACGCCCUUUAAGUUUUUGGUAUAAAUAUGGAUAAAUCCUAUGUAUUUAACCAAAAUAAACUACUCCACCAGAGAAAUUGCAAAGUAUAGGCAGACAUAAGUAACUACAAAAUGAGUUAUUCAUACGAAGAAGAUGUUUCUGCUGUUGUCAUUGACAACGGGUCCGGCAUGUGCAAGGCAGGAUUCGCCGGUGACGAUGCACCUAGGGCCGUAUUCCCUGCGAUAACAGGCCGACCAAGAUAUGAUAUAGUAAUGGCGGGGAUGGGCGGAAAAGAAACCUACAUCGGUGACGAAGCUCAAAGUAAACGCGGUGUCCUGUCACUGAGGUAUCCAGUGGAACAUGGAAUCGUUACAAACUGGGACGAUAUGGAGAAAAUCUGGCAUCAUACCUUCUAUAAUGAGCUCCGUGUUGCACCAGAAGAACACCCCGUACUCCUCACUGAAGCACCAAUGAAUCCAAAGGCGAACCGAGAACGAAUGACUCAGAUUAUGUUUGAGACAUUCAAUGCUCCUGCCUUUCACGUUUCCAUACAAGCUGUCCUUUCUCUUUAUGCCGCCGGUCGAACAACAGGAGUUGUGUUUGAUUCAGGCGACGGCGUCUCCCACGUUGUACCGAUCUAUGAAGGAUAUGCUUUGCCUCAUGCAAUUCAGCGGAUGGACUUGGCGGGGAGAGAUCUGACAAAAUAUUUGUCCAGAAUUCUUCAUGAGCGUGGGUAUAAUUUUACAUCUUCUUCCGAGAUGGAAAUAGUUCGUGAUAUUAAAGAGAAAAUGUGUUAUUCUGCAUUAGAAUUUGAACAAGAAAUGUGUUCUGCCGCGAAGUCGUCAAUUGCUGAAAAAAGUUACGAGCUUCCAGAUGGACAAGUCAUGACGAUCGGAAAUGAAAGGUUCCGUUGUGUAGAAACUCUGUAUCAGCCAUCUUUCAUUGGAAUGGAAAACGUCGGUGUUCAUGAACUACUUUACAAUUCCGUUAUGAAAUCAGAUAUAGAUAUUAGGAAAGACUUGUUUGCAAACGUCGUAUUGUCAGGUGGUACAACAAUGUUUCCCGGUCUUGCAGAUAGAAUGAAACGUGAACUCGACAACCUGGUUCCCAGCACAAUGAAGGUGAAGGUUAUUGCUCCACCCGAACGGAAGUAUUCAGUUUGGAUCGGAGGAUCGAUUCUGUCUUCCUUGUCCACAUUCGGUCAGAUGUGGAUUUCAAAACAAGAAUAUGACGAGUGUGGACCUAGUAUUGUCCACAGGAAAUGUUUCUAAACUCUCACAAACGACAUAAAAUGUGCAAUAAAAUAUUCCACUGAUGGACUUAGUAAAUGUACGACAUGGCUUGAGGUAGCCUUAAUGUAUGAAAAAUACUUUAGAAUGAAAUUAGACGAGUUGACAGGAAAGAAAUGAACCUUCUUGCCGUUUUCGGCAGUUACAUGAGUAAACAAUAAGCUCAUUUCAGUGAAAUUCGCAUGACAUUGUGAAAAAGAUGAAUUGUAUCUUAGUUUGAAGAAAAUUUUAUU